AUGGGUCUUUGGGAUUCCUUCCUCAAUUGGCUCCGCAGCUUGUUUUUCAAACAGGAGAUGGAACUUUCCCUCGUUGGCCUUCAGAAUGCUGGGAAGACUUCGCUUGUCAAUUCAAUUGCUACUGGGGGCUACAGCGAGGACAUGAUUCCAACUGUUGGGUUCAACAUGAGAAAAGUGACCAAGGGAAAUGUGACGAUAAAGCUUUGGGACCUUGGUGGACAGAGGAGGUUCCGAACCAUGUGGGAGCGAUACUGUCGCGGUGUCUCUGCCAUUGUGUAUGUUGUAGAUGCUGCUGAUAGAGACAGUGUUCCAAUAUCUCGAAGUGAGUUACAUGAGCUAUUGACGAAACCUUCUUUGGGCGGGAUUCCUUUGCUUGUUCUUGGAAACAAAAUUGACAAGUCAGAAGCUCUUUCUAAGCAAGCAUUGGUCGAUCAGCUAGGACUUGAGUCAAUUAAAGACAGAGAGGUCUGCUGCUAUAUGAUCUCGUGCAAGGACUCUGUAAACAUAGAUGUGGUUAUUGACUGGCUAAUCAAACACUCAAGAACUGCAAAAUGA
Molecule: messenger RNA, 555 nt
Organism: Sphenostylis stenocarpa
Lineage: Eukaryota; Viridiplantae; Streptophyta; Magnoliopsida; Fabales; Fabaceae
Source: the annotation of a GenBank genome assembly